AUGAGAGGACGAGGACGUGGAUCUUCAUCACGGGGUCGAGGAGACCAUGGCAGGGGUAGUGUCCACACAAAUGAAUCAGAAAAUAUCAAUCAAGAUUUGGUACAGCACACUGCUUUGAUUCCUAGACCAGACCAGGGUGAGAGAUCCACACAGGGUGUUGCAUCAUCCACUCCUGCUUCAGUGCACACAUCUGGUACUGCCUCAGCUCCCAUAGGUUUGCCACCUAUUCCACUGAUGGCUGCAUCUGCAUCUGCAUCUGCUUCUGGUAGUUGCGGACCCACAGGAUACAGACCAUAUAUUUCCUUAGUAAACUCAAUCAUGCAGCCUUCUGAUCCGAUUGCUAGGCGGAUUACAUUGAUAUUCAAGGAAAAGUUAGUAGCAGAUGGCUUUUGUUGGAAAAAUGUACCAGAAGAGGUUAAAGAAUUCUAUUGGCAAGAAUUUAAGAAACACUUCUUAUGGGAGGAGGUAAUAGAGCAGCUUAUGAAGAUAGCUUGGAGGAAGAAAGCUGCCGAGCGGUAUCGUAGCCUUAUGUGUAGCGUAAGGAAUGGGAAGGAGAAGAGGCUAUCACUGACAGAAGGAGUAAUGGAUGCAUGGCAAUCCGCUUGGGGAGCAACUGAGUAUAAAGAGAAAUGCAAAAAAUUCUCUAAUAACAGAAAGAGUGAAACAGGUGGGCAAGGCGCUGGCCCAUCAAAACAUUGUGGAGGAUCCAUAUUUCAGUAUAGACAUCAACAACAGAUGGACCGCUUUCUGACUUUGAAAGAGCAAGCAUCACAGACAGAUAAUGACAGUAGUCAAGCAUCCCGCAUUGAUGAGGCUCAGUUAUACUUUGAGGCAGUAGGUGGAGAGAAAAAAAGAAGGGUGUAUGGUCUUGGAUCACAGGCUUCAGUUUUCUUCCCAAACAAGACUUCUGCUAGUACAUCCUUCACAUCAGCUCAGCAAAAUAAGGAUCUUCAAGAUGAAGUGGCUGAUCUCAGAUGCAAGGUACAGGAGCGUGAGGAUAAUGAACAAGUAUUGCGUGAGCAAAAUGUGCAGAUUACCUCUGAGCUCUCACAGGUGAAGGAUUUACUUAUGCAACUUGUGAGUCAAAGGCAAGGCAUCCAGCCUUCAGCUCCUGGUGAGGGAACUUCUGCACAGCCUCCUGAUCAAGCAGAUGAAGCUAAUGAUGAGGACGAGGACGAGGACGAAAAUACUACACAUUUAUAG
Messenger RNA from Manihot esculenta (cassava), 1203 nucleotides. RefSeq lists its product as uncharacterized. The transcript is spliced from 4 exons. The coding region runs from base 1 to 1203 and encodes 400 amino acids. Lineage: Eukaryota; Viridiplantae; Streptophyta; Magnoliopsida; Malpighiales; Euphorbiaceae. The record is from RefSeq and is a predicted model, not a curated record.